This is a messenger RNA of Electrophorus electricus (electric eel), 2183 nucleotides long. RefSeq names its product protein rapunzel-like. The record is from RefSeq and is a predicted model, not a curated record. NCBI's taxonomy places the organism in Eukaryota, Metazoa, Chordata, Actinopteri, Gymnotiformes, Gymnotidae.
AGAUUUUACAACGGCUCAAUUUCUUCGAAUCAAUACUCACCAGGAGCCGGAAUAGCACAGAGAUAAAAAGUCCUCAUUCCACAGUCGAUAUAACAUCAUCACCGCGCUGAAUACAGAAACUUAAGGAAAUAUUGGUGAAUCUGAAACGCUCUACAGCAGCUGUUCGUCCUACCAGGCGUGGAGAAUCUACGAUUAACUACUGGUAAUCAAUACUGUCUGUAUCUUGGAGGUGUCUACAUUCAAAGUAUCUUUGAGCAAUGCCCAGUCCACUGGAGAAAGUGGUGGCGCAGAAGAAGGAGGCCAUCGAGGCUGUGAUGGAGCUGUUCGAGAGAGGGGCGGAGGUGCUGGCCAGCACGGUGGGGGAGCUUCUCCCCCUAUGUGAGGCUGCUGCUCCUGUCCUGCGGCUGGCUCUGGACAAUGUGCAGAGCAAGGAGGUGUUCUAUGUCAAGGAGCAGUUUGUCACUGUGAGGAACAAGCUAGAAGUGCUCUCAUCUGAGCUGGAAGACAUUGACCGUGAGAUCAAGAAGGGAUGCCUGGACUCCCAGUACUUUACUGUGGAAGAAAACCUGUGCAACCAGUUCCGGAAAUAUCUGGACAUCUUAGAGGCAAAGCCUCAGUUCAGGGAAGUCAAAACACGACUGUUCCUGGACCAUUUUAAAAAAACGGGAGGUGAGAAGAACCUCCACAUCUUGUAUGACGCUCUGAUGGGGAACAGCACUUUCGGAGGUUCUGUGCUAGAGGUAGUGGACAAAUAUGAGACAAGGAACAGGAGGGUGCUGGAGGACUUCUGCGUCCGGAUGAAAGAGCUUUUCUGCUUGGGUCUUAUUGCCUUGCUCGGCAACUAUGCUCUGACACAGGAUGAGGACACAGAGCAGGAAAAGAUCUCAGAGUGGAGUAAGAAGAUCCAAGAGGUGGAGACCAAGAUGAAAGCUGCAGUGGAGGAGUGUGUGCGGUCAUUUGCUGAGCAGGCACGCCUGGAUGUCCAAAGGCUGCUCCGGGAGAAGGAGGGUGGGAGCCUCCAAGACAAAGCAAAGGAGCUGCUCCAUUUCCUGGCUAGAAAAUAUGAUUGGCUCAGGUGGUCCAUCCGCAUUGUCAGCCAGUCAGGAAGCAGCUACCAGAAGUGGCGAGCAGGUGAAAAUUUCCAGCACGUGGCAGGACAGAACUGGUUCGAUGAUGCUAACGUGGUGGUGUCCUACUCCAGUAACCCACAGCCUGUUCCCAAGGAGAGUGUUCAACAGCUGAUGGAUGGUCCUGCCAAGAAAGGAAAUGCCAAAUUCGUGGUGGAGACUCUGGAGAAGAAUCUUCCUGGGUUUGUGGUGCAUGCUAUCAGCCGUCAUAAGGAGAGCUACGCAGCGUGGAACUUUCCAGAGGACUGCCAUCACUGGGAGAGGCAUAAGAAUGUAGCCCUCUGCGUUCAUUCAGAUGAGUGCUAAGACAGAAAUAUGAAACUUGAAGAUGAUUAUACUUUUUGGUUUUAAUGCAAAAAUAUUUACAGCAGGUGCUGUCAUGUGGCACUUUAUAUAUUAAAGCUGCUUUGAUCAAUUGUAAAGUUCUUGCUUACUUUAGCAGACUUCGCUAGCAAAGGAGUCCACCCUAUCCCACUAUUUGCAUUCAAAGAGGAUUCUCCUUGUGGAGACGUUUCCUCACUGGUUAAUAUUAGAUUCAGAAUCAGAUAUAUAUAUGCGAAACAUGUUACACACACAAGGAGAUGUAUUGUUGAAUUUCAAUACAGUAUAGCUGGACUGUAUUGAAAUUUUAUUUUUCAAUAUUUUUCAGAGUAGUUAUUUUAUUGUUAGCUUUCAGGAUGUAAAGACAAUUUAAAAGAUAAGUGUUCUUAAACAGCUUACAUCAGCUUUAAGGCUAAUAUGUCAUGUAUUUGGAAAAGAAAAGUUAUCAGUCUUCUAUUGCAGAUUGCUAUUAUCCAACAUAUUUGCACGGAAUUGUACAAUUGUACAAUGGUACAUACUUUUCCUCCCUAUGUAUGCCAAGUUUGCAGUAAUACUUGAAUGUUAUGAUAAAGCACUCUAAGUAUACUAAUCAGUAUUUUGUCUUAGUGUCUUAUCUCAAUGACUUGUCUGUCUACUUUUGUCUCAAACAUUACUAAAGCUUUCAAAAGUUGUUUUGAAUUAUGCGGAGCAUGCAUUUGGUCAUAUCAAAUAAACGUGUCCUACUAUUUCAUAUUA